UUACUGCUGGAGGUUUCACAGCUGGAACUGCUCUUAGGGCCCUGUCCUCUGGUUAGGUUUUUCUUGAUCAGAGCUCUGAUUUUAGCAGCAGGAGGACGAAGUUGUUUAUUUUGUUAGCAGCAGCAGUAGCAAGAGGACGAAGAGAUACUUGUGCCGCACUCGGAUUUGGUCGAAGGCCCUGAGCCUAUGGAAGUAGCCCAAGUGGAGCCGGCUUGUACAGUUGAUAGUCAGCCAGUGAAGGAUCCGCCAGUGAUGAGAUUCACUUGGACAAUUGAGAACUUUAGUAGGUUGAACACCAAGGAGCACUACUCUGACAUGUUCGUUGUUGGCGGCUAUAAAUGGCGGAUACAAAUAUUUCCCAAGGGAAAGAAAGUGGACUACUUGUCAAUGUAUUUGGAUGUGGCAGAUUCCGGGACAUUGCCAUAUGGGUGGAGUACAUAUGCGCACUUCAGCUUGGCCGUAGUUAAUCAGAUCUAUUCCAAGUACUCAAUAAGAAAGGACACACAACACCAGUUCAAUGCAAGAGAAAGUGACUGGGGAUUCACUUCAUUCAUGCCUCUUGGUUAUCUUUAUGACCCGAGUAGGGGAUAUCUGGUGAACGAUACAGUUGUGGUUGAAGCUGAGAUUUCUGUCCUUAGGGUUCUUGGUUACAGGUCGUAUGACUCAAAAAAGGAAACUGGUUAUGUUGGGCUCAAGAAUCAGGGAGCAACUGGUUAUAUGAGUUCUCUACUCCAGACUUGGUACCAUAUACCAUACUUCAGAAAGGCUGUGCAUCAUAUGCCAACAACUGAGAAUGACAUGCCUACAGGAAGCAUCCCUUUGGCACUACAACGUCUAUUCUAUAAACUUCGAUACAGUGAAAGCAGUGUUGCAACUAAAGAAUUGACCAAAUCCUUUGGAUGGGAUACAUAUGAUUCUUUUAUGCAACAUGAUGUGCAGGAACUUAAUAGAGUUCUUUGUGAAAAGCUUGAAGAUAAAAUGAAGGGAACUGUUGUGGAGGGUACAAUACAGCAGUUGUUUGAAGGACAUCACAUGAAUUACAUUGAAUGCAUCAAUGUGGAUUACAAAUCUACAAGAAAGGAAUCAUUUUAUGACCUACAGCUUGAUGUGAAAGGCUGUCGGGAUGUUUAUGCUUCUUUUGACAAGUACGUGGAAGUUGAACGUCUUGAGGGUGACAAUAAAUACCACGCCGAAGAACAUGGUUUGCAGGAUGCUAAGAAGGGUGUUCUGUUUAUUGACUUCCCUCCCGUUCUUCAACUUCAGCUAAAGCGAUUUGAAUAUGAUUUUAUGCGGGACACUAUGGUUAAGAUAAAUGAUCACUAUGAAUUUCCUCUUCAACUUGACCUGGAUAGGGAGAAUGGAAAAUAUCUAUCACCUGAAUCAGAUAAGAGUGUUCGCAACCUCUACACUCUUCAUAGUGUCUUGGUGCAUAGUGGUGGGUUGCAUGUUGGACAUUACUAUGCUUUCAUCAGACCAACCCUCUCAGACCAGUGGUACAAAUUUGAUGAUGAACGUGUGACAAAAGAGGAUGUGAAGAGGGCUUUAGAAGAGCAGUACGGUGGUGAGGAAGAGUUGCCACAGACCAAUCCUGGCUUCAACCAUACUCCUUUCAAAUUUACAAAAUACUCAAAUGCAUACAUGCUUGUGUAUAUACGGGACAGUGAUAAGGACAAAAUAAUAUGUAACGUGGAUGAGAAAGACAUAGCGGAACAUCUAAGGAUAAGGUUGAAGAAAGAACAAGAAGAGACAGAGGACAAAAGGAGAUAUAAGGCACAAGCACACCUCUAUAGAAUUAUUAAGGUUGCUCGAGAUGAGGAUCUGACAGAGCAAAUUGGAAGGGAUAUUUAUUUUGACCUUGUGGACCAUGACAAAGUUCGUAGUUUCCGUAUUCAGAAUCAAACGCCCUUUAAUCUUUUCAAGGAGGAGCUUGCGAAAGAGUUUGGCAUACCAGUGCAGUUUCAACGUUUCUGGAUUUGGGCCAAGAGACAAAAUCACACAUAUCGCCCCAACCGACCAUUGACACCUCAGGAAGAAACACAAUCAGUUGGACAAUUGAUAGAGGUAUCAAAUAAAACACACAAUGCAGAGCUAAGGUUGUUUCUGGAAUUAGAGUUUGGGCCGGAUCUACGUCCUAUUCCUCCACCUGACAAAACCAAGGAAGAUAUCCUUCUUUUCUUUAAGCUUUAUGAGCCUGAGAAACGAGAACUACGUUUUGUUGGUAGGUUUUUCGUGAAGAGUUCUAGUAAACCAGAAGAGAUUUUAGGAAAAUUAAAUCAACUGGCUGGUUUUACCCCUGAUGAAGAAAUUGAGCUUUAUGAGGAACUAAAGUUUGAGCCUUGUAUCAUGUGCGAACACCUUGACAAGAGGUUCUCAUUUCGAACAAGUCAGAUUGAAGAUGGGGAUAUUAUUUGCUUUCAGAAGUCUACUCCCCUUGAAACUGAAGAAGAAUGUAAAUAUCCUGAUGCUCCUUCAUUUUUGGAAUACGUACACAAUCGCCAGGUUGUUCAUUUCCGUUCUUUGGAGAAACCUAAGGAGGAGGAUUUCAGUUUAGAAUUGUCAAAGCUACACACUUACGAUGAUGUGGUGGAGAAUUUGGCUCCCCAAAUUGGUUUGGAAGAUCCCACCAAAAUCAGACUCACUGCACAUAACUGCUAUUCUCAGCGACCUAACCCCCAACCAAUUAAAUUUCGGGGUGUAGAGCAUUUAACUGAUAUGUUAGUUCAUUACAAUCAAAGCUCUGAUAUUUUGUAUUAUGAAGUCUUGGACAUCCCCCUGCCAGAAUUGCAAGGCCUAAAAAAUCUAAAAGUUGCUUUUCAUCAUGCUACAAAAGAUGAGGUGGUGAUUCACAAUAUUAGAUUGCCCAAACAGAGCACUGUGGGGGAUGUCAUUAAUGUACUUAAAACGAAGGUAGAGCUGUCUCAUCCAAAUGCAGAACUCCGACUGCUUGAGGUUUUCUAUCACAAGAUUUACAAGAUCUUCCCGCACAGUGAGAAAAUUGAGAAUGUAAAUGACCAGUACUGGACUUUGCGUGCAGAGGAGAUUCCAGAAGAAGAGAAAAACUUGGGUCCCCAUGAUCGCUUGAUUCAUGUUUACCACUUUACAAAAGACACUGCACAGAACCAGAUGCAAGUGCAAAAUUUUGGGGAACCUUUCUUCUUAGUCAUCCAUGAAGGUGAAACUUUAGCUGAAGUUAAAGAACGGAUACAAAAUAAAUUGCGGGUCCCCGAUGAGGAGUUCGCGAAGUGGAAGUUUGCUUUCUUGUCACUUGGUCGUCCUGAGUACUUGCAGGAUUCUGAUGUUGUUUCCAGCCAUUUUCAGAGAAGAGAUGUUUAUGGUGCAUGGGAGCAGUACCUUGGGUUGGAGCACUCUGAUGAAACUCCUAAGAGGGCUCACGCAGCAAAUCAAAGCAGAGAUAAAUAUGCUGCAUGGGAGCAGUACCUUGGGUUGCAGAACUCUGAUAAAGCUCCUAAGAGGGCUCGCGCGGCAAAUCAAGCAAGUGCUGUUGCGGCAAAUCAAGCAAGUGCUGUUGUAAAUAUCUCUUUUCCAACCACUAUGGGCCAUGCAGAACCAACUCCACAAGAAGACGCUGCCCUAGUAACCUUAGAGUCCAUAGCGUCUAAUGUCGGCCAUGAGACAGCAAGCAGAGAAAUUGAAAUGCAAAAUGAUGACCUGGAUGGCCCUGCUUCUCCAGCAGUUGAUCGAACUCUGAGAAGACUUUCUGCUGCAGAGGAUCUAUUGAAGUCCACUUCAGCCAGAGAACCAUCAGUAGAGGCUUUGGCUGCAUUAGACACUGUGAGCCGCUAUGCAAGGAGCAGCCUAGACACUCUCAGCACGAAUGGGGCAUAUGAGGAGUUCAAAGCAGCCUUGAAACUCUUGACUGAACAAGGGAUGAUCCAUUCAACGAUCACUUCCAUGCUCAAGGAUCUUCUUUCGUCUUUGGAGGGUGAAAUGCCGAAGUACAUGGCUGCAGUAAAAGAGCUUGCCGAAGCUGAAAAUUUUCCAAUCGAACACGAAGAGAUAAAAGUUAAAAUGGGACUGGCCAUGCAGAUAUGCCAAGAGAGAAAAGACAUUGUGGCUAAUUAUGAUGCCAAGGUUACAGAACUAGAGGCUGAACUGGCCCGAGUUAAAGCCCAACUGGCGCAAGUAAAGGCGGAACAAGCUGAGGCAAUGGCGAAUCUAGACACUGCCGUGGAUGAAAUGGAACCUCUUAAGCAGAGGUUUGCAGAUAACUCUUUAAAAUCUGAAAACUUGAUCGUGAGGCAGGCUACCUUGACAUUACAAAAUUGUGGCUCUGUUGGAACCUGGGCCGUCCUACAAGAUGUACUGAAGAAGUACUUUAAGUUUUAGAAAUAUUUGCUUUUGUGAAUAAGCCCUUUCGUGGCUCAAAAGUUUGUAUGAACAUGCAAAGAAGUGAACAAGUCGUGCAAAAUUCAGCUAGCUUUUUUCGUUACA
Pyrus x bretschneideri (Chinese white pear) is the source of this 4452-nucleotide messenger RNA. Its product is annotated as ubiquitin C-terminal hydrolase 12-like. The coding region runs from base 187 to 4347 and encodes 1386 amino acids. The transcript is spliced from 32 exons. Gene Ontology annotation, biological process: protein deubiquitination; regulation of protein stability. NCBI's taxonomy places the organism in Eukaryota, Viridiplantae, Streptophyta, Magnoliopsida, Rosales, Rosaceae. Gene Ontology annotation, molecular function: cysteine-type endopeptidase activity; cysteine-type deubiquitinase activity; protein binding. The record is from RefSeq and is a predicted model, not a curated record. Gene Ontology annotation, cellular component: nucleus; cytosol.